Messenger RNA from Empidonax traillii (willow flycatcher), 3396 nucleotides. RefSeq lists its product as uncharacterized. The transcript has a single exon. The record is from RefSeq and is a predicted model, not a curated record. The annotation marks the transcript as partial. NCBI's taxonomy places the organism in Eukaryota, Metazoa, Chordata, Aves, Passeriformes, Tyrannidae.
CCUCAGUUCUCCUUGGCAGAUUUCACCUCUGAGCCCGGGGGACUGGGCAGGAAUGAGGACAUCAGUGAUGCCAAGGAGGACAGCGACUCCCUCCUGGUGGUGAUCGAAACCCUCUUUGAGAAGAGCGAGGUGGAGGGAAACGUCUGCCAGAGCCUCGGCGUGGGCCACGCAGAGCUGCAGCAGUGGGAGGAGGCUCUGCUCAGCUUGGGGGCAGAGGAGGAGUCGCCGGCUCAGGGGGCUGGCGAGAGGCUGGGCACCGAGGGGACAUCCUGUGUGGAGCAGGUGCUCCUCAGGGAGGAUGCUGGGAAGAGCGUGGACUUUCCACACGGCAACGAGGAGAACGGCGCUGUGGCUCCUUUGCAGCACUGCUGGGCAGCUAAUUCAGUGCCCCAGUCCCCACGACAGCCCCUGGCCUCGGGUGCACGAGGAGGCCGAGGUGGUGUGGUGUCUGCAGUCUCUGUCAGCUCCCAGGUGAGCUCAGCUCAGGCAGAGCAGCAGGUCCCGUUGGACCCAGCCGGGCUGGUGGGAGGGGCUGUGCUGGGUGUCCCGGUCCCCAGCAGCAAAUCUUCUCUAGCACUUCAGCGGGCAAACCAAGUGCUUCGAGCAGAAGUUGCCCCCUCUGCUCCUGUGGAUAACGCUGUUCCUGCUGCCCAGAGCCAGCUGGGGUGCCAGCUGCUGGGCGCAAGCUGCCCACCUCCCAUGCACUCAAACACAUUGGUGGCUCGGUGGCACCACGUCCUGCUCCAGGCAAACCUGCCUUUGGGUCAGAGUGCUCCUCCUGGAGGCUGCCCAUCAGAGGCUUGGAUGGCCGUAGCUCCAAAACAGCUGGAAGCAGCAGGAACACGCGUGGAGUCCCAGACCCUGCCAGCUGGCAGCCCUGAGAGCCCCCUGGGGCCUGGACUGUGGCCGCCACCCCCCUCCCAGCCUGCUCCUUGCCCUGCCCAGGGCCUGCACGAGUCCUUGUUCUCAGGAGAUGGGAACCUCCACGACGAGGAGGCUGCUCUCCCUGCACGAGCACCAGCACCCUUAGGAGCCAGGCAGCUGCCAGGGGAUGGUGGCUUCCCCAAACAGCCCCUGACACCCCACCUGGAGCCCAGCUUUUCCUGGGAAGAGGAACAGGCAGUGCUCCAAGAGGCCAAGUGGAUCUCGCAGCCCCAGCUGUGGCUCCCCCAGGCUGGGGCAGGUCCAGUGCAACACAGUGGGCUCCUGCUGGGGUCCAGCACGGCUCCCAGCACCCACCACGUGGGCUGUGCCGUGCCGCCGGAGUGCCAGUAUGGAAAUAGCCUCUCUAGGCGGGAGACCGAUUUCCUCGGGGAUGCCUCCAGAGCAUCCCUUCCCCUGCAGCUGGGCGCCUUGCCUUGCCCCAGGGAGAACCACCCCGGAGCAUCCUGCCCCCCGGCGGGCUCGCUUUCGAGGUGCUCAGCGGCUGCCCCUGGGAAGGGGGGUGCAGGAGCGCCCCUGUGCUCGGAGCACGGCCCUGGCUGCCCGCUGGGGCCCUCGGCGGGUGGGCAGCAGCUCUGUGCCUGUGACAUCCAGCCCAAGGUGAGGUGUGAGGGCUGCAGGACCUGAGGGGUGCCCUGGCUCUCGGGGAGGGAGCGAGGGGAGCUGUCAGGGGCUGCGGGCACGCUGGCCUUUGUGGGCAGCCUGCUGUGAGACAUCACUGUGAACUGGGAGCCACGUUUUGGGAAGCCACCAGCAGCUGUGGGCUCUUCUCAUACCUGCAAAUGGUGCCCUGUGCUCCCUGGUCACUCAGCAGUUUGUCUUCCAGUGCUAUCAGGCAGUCAAAAGUGCAGUGGUUUGGACUUUUUUUUUUUUUUUCCAUGAGAAGUCUUUCAGGGAGAUGCAGCCAUGCCAGCGUGGAGGUCUGUGGGCUCUGGGGAUCCAGGGUAGGACACUGUGCUUGCCUGGCCCAUGUGCUUGGGGCAGCCUCUUGCAGGUGGACCUGCUGCCUCACAGGUAGCACUGCAGGUAGCACUGAAUGGCUGUUUCUUGACUCAGUGUGAUCUCCUCAUCGCCUGUGGGUGUGGACCACCUUUGCCACAUUGCUGUUCAGUCCCCUGCAUCAUCUCCACCUGCUCGAGUCCCUCUGCUCCCUCCCUCCUGUGCUCUGCAUCUCCUCCAGAGCCCCUGGUGACCCAGUUUAAUAGAAAUGGGAUGUUACCAAGCACUUUGAGAAGCUCAGCAGCACUGAAGUGUCUCAGUGGGAGGUGGUAGGAGCAGAGGCAUCCUGGCGGUUGGGCUCUCCAGCAGCCCUCUUGGGGAAUUUGGGAGAGGUGAGUACCAGGCUGUUGUGACCUUUCUGGGAUGCAGAAGGUGCUCUUGUCAGUGGCUCGUCCUUGCCUUCCUCUCCUGCACCUUGCAGUGCCACUGGACCGAGGAACGACGGGGUUCCUCCUCUGGCUUUGCCAAAGCAGUAGAAAGAAGGGCAGGGAGGGAUGCAGUGACCACAGGCUGCUCUCCAGACUCACUUUGUGCCCCUCAAAGUGCUGUCCUGGAGCCCACCACAACCACUUUGUUGAAUUCCCUUUAUUUUCUGUUUUUUGAACCUAAUGUGAAUUCAUUACCUUUCUUUUCCCACCAUGGGGCAUGUUCUCCCAGAUCCGUCAGGGAAACCUGCAGAAGCAGCAAUAAUAAGGGAGGGUGUAUUCAAUUUGAGACCACACUGAAGUGCAGCAUUGUGUCAGAGAGAGCAAAGUGCCUGGGGACCUUCGCAUCUUCCCCCGUGCACCCAUCACCCUGGGCUUCACAUCUGCCUCUCACACCACUACUAAGCAUUUACCAAGCAAAUUAAAUCAGUAAUUAGUGCAGGGCCAGCAGCACUGGCAACGUGUCCUGGUGUGGAGUGGUGGUGUUUCCCUGGUUCUCGUCCUUUACGUCCUGCUUUGCCUCACUGUGCCAGGGCUGCUGGGGCUCUGGAAAGGUCAAGCUCCUGUCUGCAGGCUGGGGGCAGAGGGGUGCUGAAAUGCACCAAAGUGGCCUGGAGGAGCACUUAGGACAGGGCAAGGAGGUGGCUCACCGGACCCAAAAAGCAGCAGGAUGGAGUGUGCUCACCAGCCUCUGCUGUCCUGGCACCGGUGAGAUGAUGUGAAACACUGCCCAGGGUGCCAAGGGCACAGGCUCCAAGGGUCAUCUUGGAGAGGGGGCACCCGCCAGGCUCUGCUGCCUGGGGCCCUGACAGACCCCCUGGUGCUCUGUGACUGCUGUCUGAUCUCUUCAUACCUUGUGGCUGUGCACACAAAGUCUCUUUUGGUGGCAGCAUCUCAUUUUACGCCCUGUGAUUUCUUUGUGCUGCUGUGGGCAGCCGGAUGAUGCUGAGGAGAAAAGAGACGUCCUGAGACUCAUCCCCCCCACCACCCCUCUGUGUUUGAUUGUGUAUUAAAAGGCGAUUUGCUUUGU